Messenger RNA from Oryzias latipes (Japanese medaka), 2984 nucleotides. RefSeq names its product heparan-alpha-glucosaminide N-acetyltransferase. Lineage: Eukaryota; Metazoa; Chordata; Actinopteri; Beloniformes; Adrianichthyidae. The record is from RefSeq and is a predicted model, not a curated record.
AUUAAGGAUAUUGUGAGCUUGCGAAAUACCUCCCCAUAUUUAAUUAUAUUGUUUAAAUCGACUGCUAUGGUCAAUUAAAUGUGCUUUAACGACGUUUAUUUUCCUACAAACCCUUUAUAGCAUGUUAGCUAACAACUAAGCAGUGAACAACUGUGUCAGAGCACUUUAGACAUUUGAAAUUCCCUCUUGGGGGGAUAUUUCAUGGAUUAGUUCAGCAUGUGACCGCCGCCUCUGCAGCCAUAUAUAUCAGCAGCAGCAGCUCACAUGCUUUCUUCCCCCCCGGACGGUAUGCUUAGCUGCUUCAAAGUUAGCUUGUAGUCAAACCGGGCGUUUGGCGAUUAAACUUCAGACAGUACGGAUCAACUGUAAGUUGCUCUUCAUCACCGGAAGCACUUGGCUUUGAAGAUGGAUGAGGCGCUGCUGACGGUCAGCAAUGAGCUGAACUCCAGCGUGCUGGUCUCCUGGAAGUCAGAGCGCUGCUACCAGUGUUUGUACCAGCAACUCGGAAAGGUGGAUGGAGCGUCCAGCCCCGGCCAGCCGAGUACGGCCAGCUUCACAGUGAAAACGCAACAUGCAGUGACGCUACAGCUCAACAAUACUAGCAACAACAAUGAGCUCUGCAAUGUCCAGUUUCAUUUUGGGGAACAUGGAAACUACUCUCUGUGGAUAAAAAAUCUGAAUGGUUCGGCUCAGGCCAAUUGCUCCGUUGUGACAGAUGCAGUCCCGCUGAACAGCUACAUACCAAUUUUGGUGGCUUUUUUUGUUUUCGUCGGACUGGCUCUGAUGUUUGCCAUUGGAAAAAGAAUAAUGAGGUUCGACGCCGUAAAGCGUUUGGUCGUCCGUAUCGGCGGCUCCAUGGAGACCGAGAGACUCAUCAACUCUGAACUGGGCUCCCCUCAGACAGAGGCGCCACUUACUGACAACAUCCUUCCUCCUCCUCAGAGUCCCCGCAAAAGGCUUCGAUCUCUGGAUACUUUCAGAGGCAUCGCUUUAGUGAUUAUGGUGUUUGUAAACUAUGGAGGAGGAAGAUACUGGUUCUUCAGACAUGAAAGCUGGAAUGGUCUUACAGUGGCGGAUCUUGUGUUUCCAUGGUUCGUGUUCGUCAUGGGGACGUCCAUCGCGCUGUCCAUCAACUCCCUGUUGCGUGCGGGCCUGACCCGAGGCUCUCUGCUCAGGAAAAUAGUGUGGAGGAGCAUCCAGCUUUUCCUCAUCGGUGUCUUCAUUAUCAACCCAAACUACUGCCAGGGCGGACUGUCUUGGGAGAACUUACGGAUACCUGGCGUGCUGCAGCGACUUGCCUUCUCAUACUUGGUUGUUGCCAGUCUGGACUUAAUGGUGGCGAGAGGUCAUCUGGACGUCCUCCAAACAGAUGCUUGGUGGUCUCCAUUCCUGGAUGUGUUGCUGUACUGGCCAGCCUGGGUGGUUGUGCUUCUUCUGGAAGUUCUCUGGUUGUCCCUGACUUUCCUUCUUCCUGUGCCCGACUGUCCAACAGGAUAUCUGGGUCCAGGCGGGAUCGGGGACAUGGGCCUGUACGCCAACUGUACUGGCGGAGCUGCUGGUUUUCUCGACCGUUGGCUGCUGGGAGAAAAACACAUCUACCAGACUCCCUCAUCACGGGUCCUUUAUUUAACUCAAAUCCCAUAUGACCCAGAGGGAGUUCUUGGAAGCAUCAACUCUGUCCUCAUGGCUUUUCUUGGAUUACAGGCUGGGAAAAUAAUUUUACACUACCGGGAUCUCCCUACGAGUAUCAUGUCAAGAUUCCUCAUAUGGGGGCUCUUCAUGGGAGUCAUCUCAGCAGUUCUGACCAGGUGUUCCACAGACCAGGGUUUCAUCCCUGUCAACAAGAACCUUUGGUCACUGUCUUAUGUGACAACAUUGGCUUGCUUUGCUUUUGUGCUGCUGGUGCUGGUCUACUACACAGUGGAUGUAAAGAAAUGGUGGUCUGGCUCCCCUUUCUACUAUCCCGGUAUGAACUCCAUCCUUGUCUACGUCGGUCACGAGGUGUUUGAAGACUACUUCCCCUUCCGCUGGCGCAUGGUUGACAGCCAAUCCCACACUGAACACCUCAUCCAAAACCUUUUUGCAACUUGCUGUUGGAUUUUUAUCUCCUACAUACUCUACAGAAAGAAGAUUUUCUGGAAGAUUUAGUGAAGGACCAGAAGGAGCAAAGAAAACAGAGGACAUUGUUAACUGAGAGUAUUUUGAUCUUUUUUUUUUGGAAAAAGCAAUGACCCACUGGUUCAGGUCUUUUAUUGGUGGUUAUUAUCUUUUCUUUCUAGUACCAUCUGUUUUUUUUCUCUACCUCUGUCUUUUAAACACUUAAAAAAUGCAGAACCAUGAAUGUUUUACUCUGAAUGGCCUCCUUCUUUGGAAAAGUAAGUCACUUUUAAAGCAUUACGCUGAGCUUUGCCAAAAACUGACUGAGGAACACUGAUUUUGUUCAUUUGUUUUCUAACUUCAGGCUACAAUCUUUGUCAAAAGCAUAUUGCUGGAGUUCUUUAACCCAAUUUCUUCACACAACAAGCAAUGUGACACAUUCUGCUGUCUUACCACCCGCUGUACUAGUGAAAGUGGAGAAUGUCAAAUAAAGAUGGAAACUUGUUUUGGAAAACUUGUUUGACAUCAUUAGAAAUGCUGAAAUAGUAUUUUUUCUGUUUAAAUGGAUGAAAAAAAUACACUGUUUUUUUAGCUUUUGCCAAGAGCUAUGUAGCUAAAGAGCUCCUCAUUGUUUUUCCUCCACACACAAUGUAUGUAUGGGUCUACUUUUUGAGACUGUCAGUUCAUAAAAACUUAACUUUUAACAAACCUAUAAAAAAUAAUUUCUUUAAGAUGUGUAUUUUAUCUAAAUGCUGUCAAACAUUUGUGUGUGUCUAGUACUGUUAAAGUUGAUUCCAACAUUUUGUAAAACUUUUAUAAAUAUAAUGAUUACAAAUUCUGACUUUGGAAAUGAUAUGUAAUAAAGGUUAGUAGAAAUUUUUACUAUG